Mugil cephalus (flathead mullet) is the source of this 7373-nucleotide messenger RNA. It is a transcript of the gene nedd4a, whose product is annotated as NEDD4 E3 ubiquitin protein ligase a. Gene Ontology annotation, molecular function: ubiquitin protein ligase activity; protein binding; sodium channel inhibitor activity. The transcript is spliced from 25 exons. Bases 697 to 4506 code for a protein of 1269 amino acids. Lineage: Eukaryota; Metazoa; Chordata; Actinopteri; Mugiliformes; Mugilidae. The record is from RefSeq and is a predicted model, not a curated record. Gene Ontology annotation, biological process: regulation of dendrite morphogenesis; receptor catabolic process; neuromuscular junction development.
UUAAUCUUGUGGUAUGCGAGUUUGCAAACCAGUCCUCCUCACUGUGACUCAGAAUUAUGUUGAAAGUCUUUCUCUUUGAUUUCCUGUAAUUCAAUAGCAGUGGGUAAAAAUAUUUGUGGGGGGACAGAACGGCAGAAACAUUAGAAGCAUAGCUGCAGCAGGAAGUGGAGUCUUGAGUGAGUGGCCUAAAGCAGAUGUAACAGUUUACCAGAGCUUCAGUGUAAGAUUCAGCAUGUUGUUUUUUUCCCAUAGGGUUAAAUGGGACUGAGGUGUCUGCAGCGGACACAUGGGGCGGUUAGAUAUUAAUAUGUUUAAGCCUCGGGAGGGACCUAAGCUAAGAUAAUAAAGCGGGUCAGAAUUGGAAGUGCUGUGUUUUAUAUUUUACUGUCAUUUUGUUUUUCCAUACAGUAGUUUAAGCUCCUUAAAGGGGCUAGCCUAAGUGAUUACUCUAGUUUCAAAGGUCGUGUGUUUGGGUCAUACCUCCAAACAGAACCACUGACCUCCUCUGACUAAAAGCUGAGAUCAGCCUGGACAGGAAUGUAGGUUGUCACCAGAGCUAUUUUGGCAAUGUGCAGCCACUAAUGAUUGUGAUCACAGAGCGGAGUUCGGAGCAGUUGCUUCGCUCUCCUUUUUUCCUAGCAGCAAGUUUGAUCAUGCAGCUCUCACCGGCACUGCAGAGAUUAGAGAGUUAAGCGAAUGGCACGUCGGCUCCGCUUGCACUUUGCGUCAAGGAGAAGCAACACGGACCCUCUGUCAGAAAGCCUCAGCAGCCAUGGUGAGGCGAGUGGAGUCGGUGUGUCAGCUCAGAGCCCCGCAGAGAGUCUGGCGCACAGCUCUGUCCACUUCAAGGUGACUCCUCUGUCACCAGACUAUGCUAAUAGUCGGUACUCUUCAGUAUUCAUACCGCGAGUUAACACCGGAGGAUCCAAUAAGAAGAGCAUUCUGCAGAUCUCUCUACAGCCCUGUGGAAAGCUGGGCGGAGAGCUGGAUGGCAGUAUAGAGGAUGGAGACCCGGGGGUUGGUGAAGGAGGAGCAGGUACUGCCUCUGACGGAGGUUCAUGCAGCAGCAGCAUGGCCAGCGAUGCCGGGUAUUGUAGCAGCAACAGCAUCUUUGAACCAGAGACUUCAGAAAAGCACAGGACCACCCAGGAGAGGAGUCUACCCUGCUGCAAGUCCAAGGUCCCACUAAGACGCUGCUCCUCCCUGGUUAUAUUUCCAAAAAGCCCCUGCAGCACUCCGCCUGCUUCGCCUGUAAGUCCGGUGGCUCUGCCUGCUCUCCCACCAGUGAGGGGGGCUAAUCAGUCGUCUCUUCAGACAUCUGCCAGUGAAUUCUCACAAGACAAUGAGGAAGUGACUUGUAAAGGGUCCACCACCACGGCAGUAAGUGGCCAUCGACACGCGAAAGGAAGCUGUUCAGCUGAAUUCAGGGACACGAAACACAUGGUGCAGUUCAGUAUUCCUUUACCGGAUGAGCCACAGUCCAAAAUAGACGACAAAUGGAGUAAAGUUAUGGAACUGUCAUCUGCUUUAGACAGAUCAAAUCGGCACUCGAGCAGCGUGCUGCUGCACUUCGCCCACCAGAGACCAAUGUUAUUGGGGAAGGGAUCUACAGCCACGGCUACAGUCAAUGUGGAAUAUCCUGAUGUACAUUACCCAACCACGCACCCUGAGGGUGAUCAAGACGCUCAGAAAAAACUGUAUCGUAGUACCUCAGCUUGUUUGUUUUCCUCAACCAAACCCUCAGAGAAAAACCAUAAGGCCUGUUCAACAGGAAACAGCCAAGAAAGGUCUGAAGAAAACCACUCUCAUCGCGCCAUUCAGAGGAGCUUUUCCCUCGAGGUUCCCUACCCGAACACUGGAAUUUCAUGUCACGUUUCAAAUCCAAAUCUCAGCAGCCCUUGCUCUCCACAUGUACACAUUCAUUUGUCUCCUUGCUGCCCCGCUAAAUUGCCUAGCUCUAUUACUGACGUUAACACAAGCCUAAAAGGGAGUAAUACGCCAAAGAGCCCAGCUCAAAACACUAAGACACGUGAUGACUUCCUGGGACAGGUGGAUGUUCCCUUAAAUCAGAUACCGACAGAAAAUCCUAACACAGAAAGGCCAUACACAUUCAAGGAUUUUCUGCUUCACCCACGAAGCCACAAGUCCAGAGUCAAAGGUCAUCUGCGUCUCAAGAUGACCUACCUACCAAAAAACUUAGAUUCAGAAGAGGAAUCGGCGGAGCAGACCGAGGACGUGGAUCCUGGUUGGGAGAACCUGGAGGCUCAGGACAUGUGCGGCCCCAGAGAAAGCCAACUGCUCCCUCCUCUGCCCCCUGGCUGGGAGGAGCGGCAGGACAACCUGGGAAGAAUCUACUUUGUCAAUCACGAAACCAGAACCACACAGUGGCAACGACCCACAAUACAAGACGGGGACGUGCAAAUUCGAAGACAGAACAAUAACAAUGAUGCGGAGUAUGCGUUCAAUACACGGAGACAGAUCUCAGACCACGAUGAGAACACCACGCGAGAGUCUCCUGAGAGCUGGGAGAUCAUCACGGAGGACGAAACCACCCUGUAUCACAGUAACAACCAGCUCAGAUCACCAUCACCCCAGGCGCCUCCGGAGUUCCAGCCAUUCUCCGAGGAGCUGAGAAACCUUCACGUUUCAGGGGCCACAGCUGGCGAGCAGCGCACCUCCCCCAUGCAGGAUCACGCCAGUAAUUCAACCCAUUCCAGUCUCAGGCGAAGUGUCCGGACUCCAACUGGAGAGGAACAUCCUGUUAACCCUGUGCAGCUGUUUCCGACCUCAGCCGGAUUACCUCCAGGCUGGGAGGAGAAGCGGGACAGUAAAGGAAGACGCUACUACGUCAACCACAACAUUCGAACCACUACAUGGACACGGCCACUGAUCCAGAGAACUUCAGAAACAACAGCAGCAGCUCCCGUAGCAGCAGCAGCAGGAGCAGCAGGAGGAGCAGGACACAGCGGUCCAGGUUUAUCCCGAAGCCCCACACCACCGCAGCCACCUGCUACGCCCGAGGAGUCUCCUCAGCACGCUCCAAGCUCCGACUCCACGUUUGAAUCUGGCUUCUUGCCGGCCGGUUGGGAGGUUCGCAGCGCUCCCAAUGGAAGACCAUUCUUCAUCGACCACAACACAAAGACGACUACCUGGGAAGAUCCCCGGCUAAAGAUUCCUGUACAAAUGAGGAAGAGACCCUCACUCGACCCUGCUGACCUGGGCCCCCUGCCACCUGGCUGGGAGGAAAGGGUCCACUCUGAUGGGAGGAUAUUCUACAUAGAUCACAACACCAGGACCACACAAUGGGAUGAUCCCAGGCUGCAGAACUCGGCUAUAACUGGACCAGCAGUGCCUUAUUCUAGAGAUUAUAAACAGAAGUACGACUACUUCAAGAAGAAGCUGAAGAAACCGGCCGACAUCCCAAACCGUUUUGAGAUGAAGAUGAGACGAAAUGCAGUGCUGGAGGACUCUUACCGACGCAUCCUCUCGGUGAAGAGGCCAGACCUGCUGAAGGCACGACUGUGGGUGGAGUUUGAGGGAGAAAAGGGGCUGGACUAUGGCGGCGUGGCCAGAGAGUGGUUCUUCCUCAUGUCCAGGGAGAUGUUCAACCCCUACUAUGGACUCUUUGAGUAUUCUGCCACGGACAACUACACGCUGCAGAUUAACCCUAACUCAGGUUUAUGUAACGAGGACCACCUGUCCUACUUCAAGUUCAUCGGGCGUGUGGCCGGCAUGGCAGUGUACCACGGCAAACUCCUCGAUGCUUUCUUCAUUCGACCGUUCUACAAGAUGAUGCUGCAGAAGCCCAUCACCCUCCAGGACAUGGAGUCUGUUGACAGUGAAUAUUUCAACUCCUUGAUGUGGAUUUUGGAGAACGACCCGACAGACUUGGAUCUGAUGUUCACCAUUGACGAGGAGCUGUUUGGACAGACUCACCAGCAUGAACUGAAACUGGGUGGCGCAGAGAUUGUCGUGACUAAUGAGAACAAGAAGGAGUACAUCCACCUAGUGAUGCAGUGGAGGUUUGUGAACCGGAUACAGAAGCAGAUGACAGCCUUUAAGGAGGGAUUCUUUGAGUUGAUACCACUGGAUCUUAUCAAGAUCUUUGAUGAGAAUGAGCUUGAGCUGCUCAUGUGUGGCCUCGGAGACGUGGAUGUGAACGACUGGAGAGCGAACACCAAGUACAAGAACGGCUACUGCUCCAACCACGUGGUCAUCCAGUGGUUUUGGAAAACGGUGCUGCUGAUGGAUGCAGAAAAAAGAAUCCGCCUCUUACAGUUUGUGACGGGAACAUCCAGGGUCCCGAUGAACGGAUUUGCUGAACUCUAUGGGUCAAACGGGCCACAGCUGUUCACCAUCGAGCAGUGGGGAACACGUGAUAAACUUCCCAGAGCCCACACAUGCUUCAACCGGCUGGACCUUCCUCCUUACGAGUCCUUCGAGGAGCUGAGGGAGAAACUUAACAUCUCUAUCGAGAAUGCACAAGGCUUCGACGGGGUGGAUUAGCACUUGUGCGCGCUUUAAUGAGCUGAAGUGACCUCGCUGCCGUCAGAGUAAAGCCAAGCAAAGUGAUGAUGUGAUGAAAAGACCAAGCUGUGCUCAGACUCGGGUCUUAACCUGCCAGCUGUGUGACGAGAUGAAGAGCAGUCACACCACCUACACAGUGGUCCUCUGUUAGAGCACAUGUGAAGAAAGGACUUUAAGUCUGAAGUGGCAGGUAUUUUCAUAUCACGCCACGUGUUUUUAACGUUUACAAAUCAGGUUUUCUUAUUAUUUGAUUCUUUAUUGUAAGUCGCUCAAAGAUGUAUUCGCUCUUAUUUGUACCGCUAAAAUGCUUCAAUAUUUAAAGAACUCGAUUCUGUGAAAUGUUAUUAUAGGAGUUUAUCUGGAUGCAUGCUGUACAGUGAAAUGCAAAGACAUCUAAACUUAAAGGACGUGAGCUCAAGUAGGUUUGAAUCACUCAAUGCUGAGCAAACCACAUCGGGUACUUUCUGAGACUAGUUACAGUGGCCUGCAAAGGUUUGGGCACCUCUCGUGAACAAAUUCUGUAAUCGUGAACAGCUACGCGUGUAAAAGUCAACCCAAUUUCGGAAAGGUCUAAUGUUUAUUAGUUUAUUUUGUUAUUCUGAGAUAUUUUUAUUACCGUUUUAAAGUAACAAAGAAAGGAUGCUCGGAAGUUCGGACGCUCUGAUUGGUCAUUGGGAAAUUAUCGCAGCUUGUAAAAUGAAAUUCUGUGCCCCUGCUGAGGUUAACUAUAAAGUAGUUAAGGUGUUUUGGUGUGAUGACACUUCCUUGAAGGUCAUAGUCUGAUUUGCCUAAUUAGAAAUCCCACAAGCAGUUCUCUGUCAGUGACCUUGACCUCUAUCUGUAAACUGCUCCUUCUUCUUCAUGAGAAUCAUGUAUUUUGUAAUAUUUAGUCUGAGGUAGCAUUAACAAAGCUUUGAAAUGUGCAUCACGUGGCCUAAUGACUCAUGACUAAUCUAAACUAAUUAAGGUAAAGGUGAUCAGAUACAUAGUUAUGCCCAAACAUUAGCAUUUUACACCUUUUAACUUUUAUUCCUACUUUGGAUUCUACAAAACAAAAAAACAUAUUGUGUAUUCUUGAGACAUAAAUUCAUUCUCUGAUAUUCACAGUCUAAUGACAUCUUAACCAGAGGUGCCUAAACCUUUGCACGCCGCUGUGUGCUGCUCCUCAUGUUAACACAUUACCUCUUCACUUAACAACAUAGCUACAUGUCGGGGCUAUAACAUGUGCCUUUUACGGAAAUAAUCCAACAUUAAGGAGAUUCAUUCAUUCAUUCAUUUUAACAUUUAGCACAUGGAUGAAAACCACAUCUCCAGCACUGCCCUACUGCUUAUAAUCCCUUUAAAUAUGACAAAUGGAGGAAAACGUUGUCUGCAGGUUUUAAAAGGAAAUGGGGCAACUUUUUGUUAUUUACAUUAUUUUACAUUUUUCAUUCCAGUGUAUUAGAAACACUGACACUUCACGUUCAAACGGACGCACCUCAAAAGCAUCGUAGACGCGUAGGUAACAUACAAAUUUGAGCGACUACAGUUAAACUAAUCAUUUAAUCUUUAUGGUAGUUAUGUACCAAUGUCAGGACCAGUAACAGGCUAAACUAAUUAUACUGUAGUAUGUAUCUGUGUAGUCCACAGGUCCAGCGAUGUGACUGCAUGCAGUGUUAGAUUGUGCUGAAAUACUAUGCAUUAUAGUACAUAUUAACAUAUUUGAACGUCAUUUGAUUUUUGAGUUUCAUAGAUAUGUUGUAGAUGUACAUAUAACUUAGCCUCCUACGAGCCCAUCAUGCAUUUACUGUUAACAUUUUUAAAGUCAAAAAAAGGUUAAUGGUGCACCUUUACUUCAUUCAUCCUCUUUUUGAUCAAUAGCUGCUCAUAUUCACAUUCAACACUGAGUGUUUAUGUACCAGAAGAUUAAAUAAAUGUAUAUUCACCUCAUAUCUCCUGGGUAGUCGCUUUCCAUAAACGUUAUCAGACAGACUGGCCAUACGUAGUUUGUGUGCAGUAUGUUAAAUAUCAUGUUUUUGUCUAUGAAUGAUAUCAUUUUAUUUUCUUCUACUCAUCAAGGGUGUCAAAUUGAAGCACAGUGCUCUGUUUUUAAGAGCACAACUUUAAAACUAGUUUUGUUGGUUGUCAAACUCUGUACAGAUUAUUGUCUUUAAAAUGAGUGAUCGCUCAUAUUAUCUUUGUAAGAAAGUAAGUGUACUUCUUCAGCGGUAGUUUUUUUCUGAAUGGUAAAACCUGUGUUUACACUGCCUGCCAUGUUUACAGGUCGGUGAUAAAGGAAGAUAUUGUGGGCUGGUUCUUGUCUCUUGGCAACACAAUUUUAUACUUACGCUUUUAUAAAGUGAAGCACUUUGUUAAUAAUGUAAUGAGUCUUACUUCCGAACUGUCUCAAUCUUUGCCAAUCUGUCACCUGCUUGAAUCACUCUUCAAAAACAUGAUCCUUUGCUUCAAGUGCACGUGUUAAAAUGUUUACAUGUGAACAUUGCUGAAAAUAAGCACAUUCUCCUCUUUCUCUUAUAUUUAAGAUUAAAUACCAAGGCCUUCGUUUGUAACGUGUCGUAGAAUCCACUUGUGUAUUGAUGUUUAUUGAUCUCUGAAUGAAAGUACUGUUAUAUAUGUAUUGUUGUCUACUGAAGAAGAAUUCAUAGAUCAACAUUUCUGAUAUAUCAAAUUUUGUUAUGAGUACACCUAUAAGUGCAUUAAAAACAGCAGCAUACGUGCAACAUGUGUAUGACAGUUAAAAGGGGCAAAAUGAACUGUAGCUGUUAAAUCCCAAUUUAAAAAUUACCUGUAGCUCACAAACUGAAUAUAAAUAUAUUUGGAAAAUAAAAACAAACAAAAACACCCAA